Molecule: messenger RNA, 2384 nt
Organism: Carassius gibelio (silver crucian carp)
Lineage: Eukaryota; Metazoa; Chordata; Actinopteri; Cypriniformes; Cyprinidae
Product: protein OSCP1-like
Exons: 10
Coding region: 1-1257 (418 amino acids)
Biological process (GO): transport
Cellular component (GO): plasma membrane; cytoplasm
Source: RefSeq, a predicted model, not a curated record
AUGUUAACGUUACCUGAUUUUCGUGUUGCAUCAUCGUGGCGCAGUACGAGCGCCUCUGAUUGGCUGUUGUUGGCGGUGACCUGGCAACAGAGAGAGGCUUUACAGACGCUUAUUUGUUCCGCAGGAUCUUCAGUGAGCGCAGAUAGCGUCUUUUUGUUGACAACCUGUGAUUGCUUACCGAUACUAGCUGCUCUUCAUCCAUCUCCAGAGAGGAUGUCGACGCGAACGCUCCCUCUGCUCUUCAUUAAUCUGGGUGGAGAGAUGCUUUACAUCCUGGAUCAGCGCCUGCGGGCUCAGAAUAUCCCAGCAGAUAAAGCCAAGAAAGUUAUGAAUGAUAUCAUUACCACCAUGUUCAAUAAGAAGUUCCUGGAGGAGCUGUUCAAACCACAGGAGCUGUACUCCAAGAAGGCCCUGAGGACAGUGUUCGACCGACUGGCUCAUGCCUCCAUCAUGAGACUCAACCAAGCUAGUAUGGACAAGCUCUAUGAUUUGAUGACCAUGGCAUUCAAGUAUCAAGUCCUGCUGUGUCCUCGCCCUAAAGACCUCCUCCUCGUGUCCUUCAACCAUAUGGAUGCCAUCAGGGACUUUGUGAAAGACACUCCCAGCAUCCUCAGCCAAGUGGAUGAAACAAACAAGCAACUCAUAGAGAUAUAUACCCCUUUAUCUGGUGGAGAGUUUCAGCUGCUUAGACAAACACUCCUCAUCUUCUUUCAAGAUAUGCAUAUUAGAGUUUCAAUUUUCCUGAAAGACAAAGUCCAGAACUCUAAUGGGCGAUUUGUCCUCCCGACAUCAGGCCCUGUUCCGUAUGGGAUGCACAUCCCAGGACUCAUAAGGAUGUUCAUCUGUAGUGGUGAGGAGCUGAGAAGGAUGCAGUUCCGGGACGGUGGCAAUUACAGCGCCACUCUCCGUGAGGGUUCUUUUGAAAUGUAUGGUGAUCGAGUAAUCAAACUGGGCACAAACAUGUACAGUGUGAGCCGGCCUGUUGAGACGCACAUGUCUGGAACCUCCAAAAACUCCUCACAGCACACCAAGGUCAACACAACUCCGAAUCCUUUGGCAAAAGAAGAGCUGAACCUUCUUGCUAGACUAAUGGGAGGUCUGGAGGUGCAGAAAUCAGCUAACACUGACUCUGGCUUUCGUGUGAACCUUUUUGCCACAGAUGAGGAGGAAGAGGAAGCUUUAAUAUCAAGACCGGAUGAGCUUUCCUAUGAAGUUAUCAAUAUACAGGCAACAAAGGCUAAAGAUUCUCAGUCUUAACUUUAAACUACUGGAGGACCUUGAGUGUAAAGAAACACCUCUGACUGGUUCAUUUCAGGACAAACAGACCAAUGCGGCACUGGCUAAGAUCAUGGGGGAGUUUGGAGAGAUGGGUGAACCCGCCCCCAGUUCCAGCAGCAAGGGUGACGACCUCCUGGCAAUGAUGGAUGGACUGUGACUUAAACUUGAUGUUCCCUUUGAGUGAGCAAAGUGACUGAGCUGUUAAGCGAUAAAGUGCUACAAUGUCUCACUCAGCAACGAGGCCUUUUGUCUGGAGCUACAGUGACAACCGUAUAUAUUUAGAAUGACAGCUAAGCUCAACGAGAAAUUUUCUCUUUGAGAAUUUCACACAAGUUUUUGUCUCCCACCCAGGAUGAGAAAUGCAAAUAGCAGGUGUAGAAAUGUUAUUUGCAUCUUGCUUUGGGACCGUAUUCACUUUUUAAAAUCCGUUCAGUUUAGUUAAUUUGGAUCUACUGUGGCGGCAGCGACAUAGUCCAUAUCAUCACAUACUCCAGCAAAUGGUUUGAUAUUGGUCUUCACAGAAACGUCUGCAAGGCUUCGUUGUCACAGACACUUCUGUAACAUUUAGAUCAGUGGACAGAAUAAAAUGCCUUUUCUGGACUGUCUUAGUUAUCUAAGAGGAGAAUACGUGCACAUGGAAUUCAUUUAAGUCAGUUUGAUGUGCAACCAAGAGAUGCAGGAUAUGCAUUCAAACAACAAGCACUGAUUAAGACAGGGUAAUGAAGGAAACCGAAGUGCACUUGCAGUAAAUAUUUACUGUAGAUCCCAAAACUGGUUUACAGGAAUCCCCAGGACAAUUGGUGUGUGUAUGUUUUUGUCUUUAUUUAAAGGGAGUGCCACAAAGUCAGGUAUUUCAAGCUCAAGAAAUUAAAAUUAGAGUGUGCAAUUGCUGCAUUAUGUAAAGGGACAAUGUAAACACGAAACCACCUUUCCAUGGAAAGAAAGAAAGCAAUGCAAUAUGAAUUGUGGAUGAAAUUGUUUAUUUUUCAUAACCAUAAUAGAGCUUAUUUAUUGAGGUUAAUGUACUGAAUGUUCAUUUGUGUCUGUUUACUGUUUCAUUAUAUUGAAACAGAUCUGAAUGUGAAAUAAAAUCUUUUUGCAAAUAA